AAGCAAGGCGGGUAUACACAAUAACAUGCUUCUCUAGUUCUCUCCCUCCGUCCACAUCUCUCGCCUCCCGAUAAGACAGCGACAGAGAGACAAGCCCAGCUUCCCUUCCUCCUCCGCUCCUCCCUACCUCCGCUCUCGACUCUCGGCCGGGAGAUCGAACACUCCGCCAACAAGCUGCUCGAGCCACCGGAGCAGGGGGGAUCGAGGAGGAGGAGGAGGAGAAGAACAAACUACAGAGGGGCCUCUGCCUUGCCUAUCAACAGUAUCUGUCAAUCUACCGGCCGACAUGGACUCGGACCACUGGAUCUCGCGCCUCGCCGCCGCCAAGCGCUUCUACGCCGCGCAGCUAGGCCACGGCGAUCGGGGGAUGGAGGAGCUGGACAUGGACAACGAGGAGGAGGAAGGGGGCAGGGCGGCGGAGUUCGCCUGCCCUUACUGCUACGAGGACCACGACGUCGCCUCCCUCUGCGCGCACCUCGAGGAGGAGCACCCCUUCGAGCCCCACGCCGCGCCUUGUCCCAUCUGCUCUCAUAAGAUUACAAGAGAUAUGCUUAAUCAUAUCACCAUGCAACAUGGCUACUUGUUCAAGAAUCGCCGCAGGUUGCGCAGAUUCACCGUUCCAGGCAGCCAGUCCCUCUCUUUGCUGAGCCGGGAUCUGCGAGAAGCCCAUUUGCAGUUGCUUCUAGGAGGUGGUGGACAUAGGUCAAGCAACAACAACGCCACAAAUAUUUCAGCCGAUCCUCUCCUGUCAUCAUUUGGCCUUAGCAUCCCAACACCAGAUGCUGAGGAAACAUCGAUAUUGCCUAUUUCUGCUCCCAGUGAUGCAUCCGUGCUAAAAGAGACGCAUGUUCAGCCGUGGCAGUCAAGUAUUGACUCAUCCCUCACCAGCGAAGAAAGGGAGCAAAAGCGGGAACAGGCCAGUGGCAGAGCAACAUUUGUGCAAGGCCUACUGCUGUCUACACUUUUCAGGGACUAUUAACUCGAGGCGAGGCAAUGUUAUCCCUAGACGGGGGCCUCCUGAUGCGGACUCGCAAAGAUCUUCAAGUUGCUGGCUGUAGUAUCAUCCAUGGCAGGCAGACAGGCGUACUCCUGGAGUGUCUUAGCCUCUGGCUUUGCCUCUAGUAGGGAAGUGCAGAGUUGAUGUGGGCAUGAGUGUCCUAAGUUAUUGUAGCCGGUCUGUUGUCUCCAUUUCCAUCACAGUUCGCAAUCAGCAUAUCAUGACUCUGCAGAUCGCGGUUACCUUCUGUAUGUUUUAGAAGUAUUGGUUUGUUUGUACCCACGUAAUAAUAAUAUCUUGUGCAACGGCAGAGUGCUUUGCCGUGUAUCACUUGUGA
Brachypodium distachyon (stiff brome) is the source of this 1334-nucleotide messenger RNA. Its product is annotated as protein DEHYDRATION-INDUCED 19. The transcript has 5 exons. The record is from RefSeq and is a predicted model, not a curated record. Lineage: Eukaryota; Viridiplantae; Streptophyta; Magnoliopsida; Poales; Poaceae. The coding region runs from base 287 to 979 and encodes 230 amino acids.